This is a messenger RNA of Australozyma saopauloensis, 2961 nucleotides long. RefSeq lists its product as uncharacterized. The transcript has a single exon. The record is from RefSeq and is a predicted model, not a curated record. Lineage: Eukaryota; Fungi; Ascomycota; Pichiomycetes; Serinales; Metschnikowiaceae. The coding region runs from base 1 to 2961 and encodes 986 amino acids.
AUGUCCAAGGUGUCUACAAUAAAGCCGCAGUCAUCGCUGGGUAGGUUUUAUUUGGCUCUGGUUCCAUCGCCUCCCCGGUCACCACCGCCGUCUGCUAUGCCAUCCUACAACAAUGAAGAAACAGAUGCUCUCGAGCACGAACGUUUGGUCAAGUCUCUCCUUAAACAAUUUAAACGCCUAGAAUUUGCUCUCGGCAAGUUCACUCUGAAACUGAACGGCAUCAUGAAGACAAAUAUGCUCCGCACGGUGGUGCUUCCCUUUUUGCGCCUGCUGCCGCCAUUAGAGGCCAUUUUCGAUGGUAGUCCCUCCAUAUAUUCCAGCUUCGUGAGUGUAUCCAUCACCAUCUUGGGCCGCUGGUGGCGGCUGCUUCUCUCGGCCCUCUCGGCUCCGAAUCCAGCUCAGCAGGUCUCUGCCACCGAUCGUAACGCCUACUUAGAAUGUAUCUCACGCAUCUUGUGUCGCCGUGAGUGGUUUCUGGCUGGCCCAGAAGCCAUGCUCACGUAUACGAGUUGUUUGUGUGAGACUCUUGAAUACGCGGUAAACAAAAUCUCCACCUUGAAGGUGAUACCUGUAUCCAUGAGUGCAUUCGUCGGCAAGAUCUUUGCCUAUGCAUUUUUCUUCAUCCCUGGCUUUGCAAAUGCGCUUCUUUUCUUGCUCAAUGUCAAGCAGGCCUCCAUAGAGUCGUAUCUCAACAAGAUGCCUCCUCUCUCCGAGGGAGCCAUCAAAUCUGCUCGAUUUGCAUUCCCCUCUCAUUUGAGUGGGUUGGUUGACUAUAGAGGCUUUCCUGGCCUCGAUUCCUAUAAGAAAAAGGUCUUCAACUGUCUUCCGCCGCCCAAGCAUCCAGUCCGAGGCAUCUGUGACCCCAAUGGUCCGUGGGUCCGAUGUUGGAGCUCCUGCGAUAGCGAUAUGCUCAAUUCUUUUUUCCGUCAUUAUGUCAAUGUUUCGGCCACUUUUGUUGAAAACGAUCUUGGCAUCCCUUUGGAAGCUUUCCCUGGUAUUCAUGUCAUCAUGGCAAGUUUCUAUCAAAUCUUUAGCAUCUGUGUCAGCAGAAUUCUGCUUGACACGGCCUCAAGUGGCUCUAUCAAAAAACUAUCUGCUACAAAGUCUGCUCCCAAUACUUCUAACACCGGCACCUUCUCUGGCACGACUGUUCUCAAACCAAUGGACAUCAAUUAUGCGCCUUUGAUCAAGUUAUUCAAGACUGUGCGUGACAUCGGCUACUCAGAAGUGAUUUUUUCUCCGGAGAUUGUUCGGUGCUUUGACAAUAUUUUGAGGAACUUAGCUGUCUCAACUAGCGUUUAUGAUUUUGGUCGUAGCGCUACGAUUUUGAAUUUGAUUUGCGAGUACUCAAACUAUGUCUCCGAUGCCUCGGACAUUGACUGGGAGUUCUGGCUUGGAUGCACUUAUUUAACUUUGAGCCAUACGGAUCUUAUUCAGAGUAUGAUCAUGGGAUUUGCAUUUCUCUUUAACGUCUGGAGAAUAAUUCCUAGUCAACUCCCAAACAGCCGUGGAUAUGAAUCAGAGAGCAAUUCUACCGAGUGGCUUACUAACUUCAGUGAGAGUUACAAGGAGAAUUUCGCACGUUGGCUCUCUUCAAAUGACACCUGGCUGUUUUACUUCACCCAUUGGAAUCCAUUGGUUCGCUCAUACUACAUGCGUUUAAUAUCUUGGAGAAUUGUUGGAUUCAAUAACUUUGAUAGCUCGUUGUCUAUCCUGACAACACGAAGAAUAAAAGCCAAGGUAGAUGCGAUUCACGCAUUCGUCAACACCACGGUAAAGUCUAGCAAUCUGCCAGAAGGGUUCCAGCAUCUUGAUUUCUCUGCUGACCUGCCAAUGGUGAAUCGGAAGAUGGGGAUAGUUCCUGUAAAUCCAUUCAAGUCCUCUUCCGAUAACAUACCCUCAUUGGCAUCUGUCACAAACACAAACAAGUUUAGUGACUUGCGAAAAUCCCACCCGUAUGAGAUAUUAGACGAAGCAGUUUACACUUGUAAUCUGUUGUCAAAUCCAAGUAUAAGCGAUUCAAAAGGCGGAAGAAGUCACAAGUCAUCAGGAAACCAUUCGAUCAUUAGUUCCUUCGGGAAAUUCUUCAAGCUUUUAUCUGCCGACGACUCUGAUGAUAGCAUCUUAUCAAUAGCGCCUCCCAGCAUCGGUGGCGGCCCACAAAACUCCAUUGCCAGUGGACGUAAAUCAAAGUCGUUUAAUUCGUUUCUUUCUGGCUCGUUCAGAAUGAACAGUUCCUCGUGCUCCACUGCGAAGUCAUCUCAACAAUCCUGGAACGACAGUGCUGACUCGCCAGCGACCUCAGACUCAGAGACCUCGAGCACUAUAUCGAGCUAUUUGGGCAGCUCAUCCGCUUCCACACUUUCUUCGCAAACAAGUAUGAACAAGCAUCCUCCAGAGUUAGUAAAGCAUACUCCAGACAUUAUUCGUCCUGACAACAAAUUCGAAAUAGUUCUUGACAAGGAGUUGAUGCAGCGUAAAAUGGACCAGAUGCUGACAGCUAACUACAGGCCCGGAUCAAAGUUCUUCGGAAGUAGAAUCUGUCAAGGUGCUUCGUUGAGAACAAUGCCGGUAGAGGCCAGGAUUCCGAGUAUCUCGAUUGUCCCUUCCUCAAAUAGAUUCCACAAGUUUCAAAUAACGAAGGAAGCAUAUGAUUGCACAGAAUCAACCUCGUAUGAUGACGAAGACUUGCUGUCAGGGUACGAUUUGUCCAUCGAAGCAACGAGCUCUGAAAGUUUGUUGGCAAUGGGCCGCUCGCUUAACGAAUGGAACAGAGUAGUGGACGAGUUCGACACUUUUUUGGUACGCUCUGUUGAAUUGGAGCAAGCCUCAAAUCUCGCUCAAAGUACAGAAAUUUCAGGCAUGCUAGACGACUACAACGAAGAGGACUAUUUUAAAAGAUUAGUUCCGUUCAUGCCUAUUGACAACUUCAUCGAGCUGAAGCUCUUGAAUGCGAUGUAA